AUGCAAAACGAGGGAAAGGAAGUGAGAGCACCUUCUGAAGCGCUGUCAGCCAGUACGCCCGUUCUAUCCGAGCAACCACCGCGAAAGAAAAAGCCCAAAAAGCGCAACAAGGAUCCAAAAGCUGGCGAAGAUGGUGCGAUCCGUAAAAAGCCGCGCAAAAACAAGCCACCCAAAGAGGCGGAUGUCAGCGCGCCCGGUCUGACUGCUGCACAGAAAGCCGUCAACGAGCAGAUGCGUAGAGCGCUCGAAGAAGACCAGUAUUCCGCUUACGGCAGUAUCGUCGAUACUGAUAGUGAUGGAGAAGAUGAAUACACGUAUCGCGGACAGUCGGUACGUUUGGAUCGGUCAUCCAUUCAACAGGCAAUGAAGAAGGGUACGCUUUUUGAUCCAGCACGUGGAACUGCGGUUUACGAGGAAGAAGAUCCCGUUGAUGAAGAAAACACGGAGAAACAAGAAUCCGUUCGCACCCGUCGCAGUAAAGCAAAGAAGAAGAAACGACGUAAAGAGGCUGCUGUGGUGGCUGCAACCGAAGUUGGCGUCAGUAAGGACGUUGCUGCUGAUCUUCUGGGCCUCGACGGCGCGGAUGAAGAUAUGGAUCGUGACGGAGGCUCUAUAUUUGGACAGACCACCGGUAGCAGCAACUCGACCUGGGUAGAAUGCGACAAAUGUAAGAAAUGGAGACGUCUGCGAGGUGUAGUUGACGAAAAGAAGUUGCCUUCAAAGUGGUUCUGCUCAAUGAACAAGAAUGAUCCAGAGCGCUCUCGCUGCUCCGCCCCGGAAGAAGAAUAUGAAGCUCCCCAUACUCCCGAGUCUGCUGCGGAUGCUCGUACUCGGAAACACUUGCGCGUUUGGGUACGUCGUCUCCAGAGCAAUGAAGCCUACGAAGCCCGCCAACCAACCUUGACGCGAGGCAAGAAGCGUGCCGUUGCAUCGAGCAGCAAAGAUCCCUAUGAAUGGGUCCGUUGUUGCAACCCGUCUUGCGGGAAGUGGCGUGCAGUUUUACGGAUUAUGGAUGCGAAAACGAAUGUUAUCGACCGAACAACUGAUGGGGAAUGGUACUGCGUUAUGAACAUGUGGGACGAAAAAACAGCGAGUUGCGCGGCCCCUCAGGAAAAUCUUCCCUCUGUCGGUUGUCCUCCCUGGGUGAUGCAGGACGAAAAUUAAAGUAAUUUUACUGUAAGCGUGUAUGCGCUUUUGCU
Molecule: messenger RNA, 1199 nt
Organism: Phaeodactylum tricornutum CCAP 1055/1
Lineage: Eukaryota; Bacillariophyta; Bacillariophyceae; Surirellales; Neidiaceae
Exons: 2
Coding region: 1-1164 (387 amino acids)
Molecular function (GO): zinc ion binding
Source: RefSeq, a predicted model, not a curated record